Brassica napus (rape) is the source of this 1170-nucleotide messenger RNA. RefSeq names its product mitogen-activated protein kinase kinase 9-like. Gene Ontology annotation, molecular function: ATP binding; protein serine/threonine kinase activity. The coding region runs from base 97 to 1017 and encodes 306 amino acids. Gene Ontology annotation, biological process: protein phosphorylation. The transcript has a single exon. NCBI's taxonomy places the organism in Eukaryota, Viridiplantae, Streptophyta, Magnoliopsida, Brassicales, Brassicaceae. The record is from RefSeq and is a predicted model, not a curated record. Gene Ontology annotation, cellular component: cytoplasm.
CUGAACGACUCUCAAAAUCAUAUAAAACGUGAAGCUUCUCUCUAUAUUCUUCUUCCAUCAGAUUCACUCUUCUUUUAUCUACGUAUCUCUCUUUCUAUGGCUCUUGUUAGAGAACGUCGUCAGCUCAACCUCCGUCUCCCUCUCCCUCCCAUCUCCGACCGCCGCUUCUCCCUCCCCUCCAUCACCACCGCUGCCACCUCAACCGUCCUCUCUAACUCCAUCUCCGCCGCCGAUCUCGAGAAACUCAACGUCCUCGGAUGCGGAAACAGCGGGACUGUUUACAAAGUCCGCCACAAGAACACUCUCUACGCUCUGAAAACAGUCAACGGCGACAUGGACCCGAUCCUAACGAGACAACUAAUGCGAGAGAUGGAGAUACUCCGCCGCACGGACUCUCCUCACGUCGUAAAGUGUCACGGAAUCUUCGAGAAACCAGUCGUCGGCGAAGUAUCGAUUCUGAUGGAGUACAUGGACGGCGGGACUCUAGAGUCUCUCCGCGGCGCCGUGACGGAGCAGCGCCUCGCGGGGUUCGCUAGACAGAUCUUGAAAGGUCUGAGUUACUUGCACGGUCUGAAGAUCGUACAUAGAGACAUAAAGCCUGCGAAUCUGCUGCUUAACUCGAAGGACGAGGUUAAGAUCGCUGACUUUGGAGUCAGCAAGAUCUUGGUCCGGUCGUUGGAUUCUUGCAACUCGUAUGUCGGGACGUGUGCUUAUAUGAGUCCGGAGAGGUUUGACUCGGGAGGAGGAAGCUCUGAUGUAUACGCUGGAGAUAUUUGGAGUUUUGGAUUGAUGAUGUUGGAGCUUUUAGUUGGGCACUUUCCGUUAUUACCGCCGGGACAGAGACCAGACUGGGCGACGCUGAUGUGUGCAGUGUGUUUUGGAGAACCGCCGCGAGCGCCGGAAGGAUGCUCGGAAGAGUUUAGGAGCUUUGUUGAUUGUUGUUUACGUAAAGAUUCUACUAAGAGAUGGACGGCGUCGCAGCUUCUUGGCCACCCUUUUCUCCGGGAAGAGCUUUGAUUUCCAGUUUCGUUUGUUAAAUUAAAAUUAAUUUAUUUUUGUAGAAUUUUGUACAUAUAAUAUAUUAUACUCUGGAUAAAAUGAGAGAUUUGUAAGAAUCCUAACAUUGGCAUUGUAAUAUCAUCCGUCAAUGAUAAAACUAUUUCUUCAAUC